GUUCUUCUUGCCUUCACAACAAAAGAAGCCACACUAUACUCCUUCCCAGAUCCGAUCUCGAAAAUUUUCUGCAAAUUCUUUGUAAUUGCAGACUGCCUUUGAAUCCAUUCUCUCAGUCUUUUCAAUCCUCGUUAUGCCAACCAUGUCGUCGUUCUUGCAAAAGCGACCCACCCACCAUCCAUUCUCGAACCCUUAUGCACUAUCUCCCCGCUUUUCGUCAUCUUCUCAGAGACCCAUUUCAAUCUUCAGCCGAUCAGGCCUCAUCAUUCUACUCUCUCUCAUGGUGUUUCUCGGGUUGCUCCUCCCCUGGACUGGAAUGCCCCAGUUCAUGUUCCAAAACACCGCCUCCUCCCUCUCCAAAUGGCGGGACUACACGCUGCCGGAAGCGGUUUCCUUUGUCGCCAAGAAUGGGACUGUCAUAGUUUGCGCCGUCAGCCAGCCGUACUUGCCCUUUCUUAAUAACUGGUUAAUUAGUAUUGCCAGACAGAAGCACCAUGACAAGGUGCUCGUGAUAGCUGAGGAUUAUGCUACUCUCUACAAGGUCAAUGAGAAGUGGCCAGGCCAUGCCGUGCUCGUGCCGCCGGCACCUGAUUCGCAAACUGCCCAUAAGUUUGGUUCCCAGGGGUUCUUCAAUUUCACAUCUCGAAGGCCUCAGCAUUUGCUACACAUUUUGGAGCUUGGGUAUAAUGUCAUGUAUAAUGAUGUUGAUAUGGUCUGGUUGGCAGAUCCCUUUCCGUAUUUGGAAGGAAAUCAUGAAGUGUAUUUCACAGAUGACAUGGCUGUUGUGAAGCCCUUGAACCACUCCCAUGAUUUGCCUCCACCAGGGAAGAAAGGGCGCACUUACAUAUGUAGUUGCAUGAUUUUCCUCCGUCCCACAGAUGGAGCAAAAUUAGUUAUGAAGAAAUGGAUUGAGGAGCUUCAGGCCCAGCCUUGGUCUAAAGCAAAGAAAGCAAAUGAUCAACCUGCAUUUAAUUGGGCAUUGAACAAAACUGCUGGACAGGUGGACCUCUACCUGCUACCACAGGCAGCAUUUCCAACUGGAGGAUUGUACUUCAAGAACCAGACUUGGGUGCAAGAAACAAAGGGAACACAUGUCAUAAUCCAUAAUAAUUAUAUCACAGGUUUUGAGAAGAAGAUCAAGCGUUUUCGUGAAUUUGGCCUCUGGUUGUUGGAUGAUCACGUCCUGGAAUCUCCACUCGGCAGACUAUGACAAGCUGUAGUAGCUCAGAAGAACUUAUUUUCUCUUGCUUUUGAGCCAAUCACAAAAAUUGUUAAUCCUGAGAUGAACUGCUGCUUGCCAGUAUAGCAUCACCGUCAUUUCAACCUGCCCUCGUGCAAUCAUGCAGGCAUACAUGGAGCAUCAUAAGCCAAUGAUGCUUGUCUCUUCAACAGAAGUUUAAUCAGACAGUUGCCGUGAAUGUGUACAAGCAUCUGAAUCAAUUCUUUUUGUGAGAAAUAUAGAUUCUUCUGUUGUAUAAAUUAUAAAACCUGUAUACUGCCACAACUAAUUCUUCAAUUUACUUACAUGUUCUGAGUACAUAAUCCUCUUUCCUGACUAGUAUCAGUUUUAAAAAAAUUCUGGAUCUUAA
Molecule: messenger RNA, 1589 nt
Organism: Rubroshorea leprosula
Lineage: Eukaryota; Viridiplantae; Streptophyta; Magnoliopsida; Malvales; Dipterocarpaceae
Source: the annotation of a GenBank genome assembly